AUGGCGUCGAGUACGGCUUCGGUGCAGGGUGUAAAUGCCGUGAUUAAUGCCCUGAGGUGGGAAGAAGAUGAAGGACGAGUUCUGGCGGGAACGGCCAUUGCUGACGGAGAUGGAGCUCUAAGCUUUGGCGGGGUUUUCCUUUUCCAACUGAAGAAGAGGUUGGGCCUCGGCGGGAGUAAAGGAAAAGGGCCCCGGUGGAGGGGAGAUGGAUUCGUUUCAACAAAGCCCAUUAUGAAAUGUUAA
This is a messenger RNA of Linum trigynum, 243 nucleotides long. NCBI's taxonomy places the organism in Eukaryota, Viridiplantae, Streptophyta, Magnoliopsida, Malpighiales, Linaceae. The record is from the annotation of a GenBank genome assembly.